GAUCCGUGCCUCUCCGCCUGUCAGCGUAGACGGUCAGUCAACCCGCCGCCGCCGCCGCCUUACUAUGACAAGGAUUUCGACUUCUUCCCGUGCACGAUUUCCUCUCCACCACCUUCCACAUCAUAUCUAUCCCCUCCCCUUUGCUGUCACUCUUGACGAGUCAGCUAGAGGCUUUCAAAGACCGUACUUUUCUCGCCUAGGCUAGCUGUGCUCGCUCUUGGUGUUUUACUGUACCGCCUUUCUUCCGAGACACAAGGUCAGGCCUUGACGGUCGAAUUGCGUCUCAUCGGUCUGUACCCUCAGCCCCCUUAUAUUUCACUCCCACUGGUUGGGAUUCUCUCAUCAUCUUCUGACUCCGCCAUGGUCGCUACUACCAACUCUCAGCCGGUCGCUUCCGGCGGAUGGGCGGCUGCUCUGAGUAGCCGCGGCUUGGGUCAGAACAUCCUUUUGGGUAUCAUGGCGCUCAGCGUCUUGUCUGGUGCCCUCGCUGCUCCCAGUCCUGCGGGAGAGAUGACUCAGGGCAGAUCUGUUGCGGCAGGAAAGCGAAAUGAAGAUGGUCUUGGUGCGGCGAUGGUACGCAGCGAGGCAAAGGCGGCGCGGGUAGGUAUUGCAGGAACCCAGGGUGAGCGCGCUGAGAGCUUUGCUGAGUCCUCCGGUGAGCAUCUAGAGGCUCGAGGACACAAGCACGAAGGCGCCGCUCCCAAGGCGCGCUGGCAUCACCGACAGCAGAGGGCAUGGGCCAGGGCUGUUGUCACCAAGACCGUUACCAGCCAGGCAAGCGCCAGCACUCAUACUGCGGAAGACGCCUCGGCCAAGAACAAGUCUGCUGCGUCUCGCGGCAAGGGCCACUCACUUCACCAAGAUUAUGACGCCAUUCCAAGCCGAAGUACAUCCACCAAAGCCUCGACUCGAGUCUCUUCUACUAGUGCGCCUGCCGUAAUUUGGACAUACGGGACAAGUCGUACGACACUCGAAGAGGCUACUGCAUUCUCUACAUCUCACUCGGAACAAGCCACCUCUCUCAGCUCUGCCUCGUCUACUGCUGCAGCCUCAUUCCUUUCCUCUUCCUCUACGACGGAAUCACCUCUGCCGACGGCACAAUCGUUGAAUUCGAACACUCUCACAGUCAAUAAGGUAGCAGCAGCCGCUUCGUCCACACUGUCCGUGUUCAAUGUGCACAGCAAGCUCUUCCCAGCUGUUGUCGUGAUCAUAGUAUUCGGUGUGCUAGCGCUGUCUUGGCUGCUCUUCCUCGGCAUUCGUGGCUACCGAUGGAAGCAACAAGAGAAAGCGGAGGAAGAAGCUCGCAGAGCGCAGCUAUCUGCAACAGGGCGUCAUCUGGGGUCGGAGAAUCAUCAUCAACGCUCUCGUAGCUCCAGAAUCAAGACGGGGGCUCAGACUUUGCGCAAAGCGCUGUCCUCUGAAAAGCUGGGCGGAGACUCUCUUGCGCCAGCAAGCGCAGGCUCAGUCCUGCUGGAAGUGGGCGACGAAGUCGUGUGCGUACCCGUCGAGGUCGCUGAAGAGUACCAAGCCGCGAAACGAAUCUACGGCAACUCCCCCGACAUGUGGAACGGCAAGCUGUAUUUGUCGCAGUGCAUGGCUCGACACAAGCGCAACGAGAGGCUGUGGGGCGGGGCACCCCACACCCCAUCACCCUUGAGCAAUCUUGCUGCUUGGAAUCGAUCGAAUUCGACACUCGUCUCUGACGGCUACCUUGACGAGGAAAAGCGGAGCGAGGAGAAGCACGGGCUGAGCACGCGACUGUUGGAGAACCUGCGAGCCAUGCGCGCUGCCAAAGCCGACGAGACGGACGACUCAAUAGACCCAGAGAAGUUGGGAGCCCUGAACGACUUCAACCCAGUCGUCACGCAGGGUAGCCGGUAUCAGUGGGGAAUCACGCCAAGCAGAAGCAGCAGUCAGCAAGAGGACGUGGAGGCGCCGGCUAGGAGAAGCUCGGAGCUACCCUAUGCCCCUUUCACGCCUCAGAUGAUGCCCUCGCCGAUCACCUUUGACAACUUCGACAGCGCGCCGCUCCCCCGUCAAAUGUCCGUGCUUGUGCGUCAAUCUGUACAUGAACGUGCGGAGUCUGUGUCCUCACCUCGGAUGAUUCCUCUGCCUGCCUCUCCUAUGCCGGAAGCUCUAUCCCUGCCCGAAGAAGGAGAAGCUAUGGAGACACUGACGUCGCUACGAGAUCUGCCCAAGGUCAGCCUUGAAGACACGCCUUCGCCGGAAGCCAGGACUCGCAUCGUCUCUCGCCGUUAUCGUCAUCGUACCUCAGCCGUUCCGCCCAUGCCAGCAUCCUCUGCCGACGCAUAUGGAUACCCAAGUCAAAACGUAGCAAUGCCUAGCACAAGCCCGCGAGGCCGAGCAGCCUCGUACGCCGUAGCAUCUCAACCUGCACCGGCUGGUCGUCAACGCGACCAUCGAGCUGCAUCUGUACCUGUUCACCAGUACCCAGUGACCAGUCCACGUGCGAUGCCUAUCGCACCAUCUGCUCCCGCUGCCCCCACUGCCCCUCCCUCGGCUCCCGCCGGACCACAGGUCAUUGAGCAGGAGAGACCGCGAGCCGUCUCGAGCCGGAUGUCUCCCGUAUCCUCGCGGGAUCGUCUACAGCAAGUGCGCGCAAAUCUACAGCAGGAGCGCCAGAGGGGUGUCUCAUAUAGUGGCGGACCUGCCGCUGCACGCACGACCGAGCGCGGCAACAGGUACGUCUCUGGACCGGCAGCUGCUCCCCCUAGGAAGCCGGCACCGGUGUGGACGAGACAGCAGUCGCUCGAGUAGUGUGUCGGUUUGAGGAACUUUAUGUCGUAUUUGCGUCCAAAUGUGUCGUCUUGG
Microstroma glucosiphilum is the source of this 2832-nucleotide messenger RNA. RefSeq lists its product as hypothetical. Bases 361 to 2778 code for a protein of 805 amino acids. The record is from RefSeq and is a predicted model, not a curated record. Lineage: Eukaryota; Fungi; Basidiomycota; Exobasidiomycetes; Microstromatales; Microstromataceae. The transcript has a single exon.